CGUUACUCUAGAUAAUUUUUGCUUUAUAUUUUCUUUUAAUUUGGGAGGAGAGACAACCUAAAUCGUUUCGUUCUACCGCUUUAACUAACGUUAUAUUGGACUUGCAAAACACAAUAGCUUGCAAGCUAAACAAGUGAAGCAAAGUCAUCGAGAAAUUUACUUUACAAAUUUCUGUCGAGUUUUCAGUUUUUUUUCGGUUUUGCUUUUUUGAAGGUGUGAACACCCCUUUUCUUGCUAAUAUAACUUUAGUAGAGUUAUGGCAAAAGUACAAGUACUAAAUGUGGCAGUCCUGGACAACCCGAGUCCGUUUGGAAACCCCUUUCAGUUCGAGAUAACGUUUGAGUGCAUGGAGGAUCUUCCUGAGGAUCUGGAGUGGAAGAUUAUUUACGUGGGCUCGGCAGAAAGUGAGGAGUACGAUCAGACUCUUGACUCUGUCCUGGUUGGUCCAGUUCCUGCAGGCCGACACAUGUUUGUGUUUCAGGCGGAUGCUCCAAACUGUUCCCUAAUACCAGAGACUGAUGCUGUGGGUGUCACUGUCGUUCUGAUCACGUGCACAUACAGAGGACAGGAGUUCAUACGCAUCGGCUAUUACGUUAACAAUGAGUAUACGGACACUGAGCUUCGUGAGAACCCACCACUUAAACCUAACUAUGGACAGCUCCAGAGGAACAUUCUGGCUUCAAACCCACGUGUAACCAGGUUUCACAUCAACUGGGAGGGAUGUGCUGAGAAAAUGGAGGAUUCUGAGAACGUGGACCCUGCACCAAACGCCAUGCUGCCCCCAUCCUGCACCCCAGGAAAAGCACCUCUGCUCGGCCUGGUGCCAGACAACUCCAUGGACUGUUUGUAGUGACGCAGACUCCUGUGAAUAAUCCUCACAUCUCAAGGCUCAUCCAUGAGCUCAGGUCAAUCUGGACACUGUGGAGGAGAGGCGGGAUUAUUCAAACGUAUCACAAAUAAAAGCUUUAUCUAAUUGUGUUUCAGUCAGCACGCCUUAUUGGUUCCAAAUGAGUGCUGUGCAGAAUUCUUUAGAUGCUUUCAGCAUGCAAUAAAGAUGUUUGCUUUUCAGUUUGAAACAUGAGUGAGUCAUGAAUCUAAGACCCAAUUCAGGAAUUAGGAUGUGCUGAAUCUAAUGAUCCAAAACCAAUCCAUUCAUCUAAACCGAAAGGGGGUGGGAGAUCAGCGCACUAGAUAAGAUGUCAGAUGCGCAACUAAUUUAACAGACGCAAACAGCAGUACUUUUGUAAAGGACAUUUAUUUUUGUAUUAUAUUGUGUGUGUGUGUGUGUGUCUGUAUAUAUACUUGUCUGUGUCUUUUUGUAUCCGGUUCUCAUUGAAAUAAAUGAUUUGUAACGUGA
Danio rerio (zebrafish) is the source of this 1357-nucleotide messenger RNA. RefSeq names its product anti-silencing function 1B histone chaperone a (gene asf1ba). Gene Ontology annotation, biological process: chromatin organization. The record is from RefSeq and is marked provisional. Gene Ontology annotation, cellular component: nucleus. Lineage: Eukaryota; Metazoa; Chordata; Actinopteri; Cypriniformes; Danionidae.